AUGCAUUUCAUUUCCAUACUUCUUUUUUGCUUCUUUUUAUUGCUGGAUAGAGAAGUUGCCACAGCCAUUGACAUCAUAAACACAACUCAGCCUAUCAUAGAUGGUGAUACUAUGGUUUCAGCAGAUGGAACCUAUGAAUUAGGAUUUUUCAGUCCUGCAAAAUCCAAAGACAGAUACUUGGGCAUAUGGUAUGGAAAAAUACGAGUUCAAACUGUAGUUUGGGUUGCCAACAGAGAAACUCCCCUCAAUGAUUCGUCGGGCGUUUUAAGGCUCACCAACAAAGGAAUUCUUAUCAUUCUCGAUCGCCAUAAGAGUGUGAUUUGGUCUUCCAUCACAACAAGACCUGCAAGGAAUCCAACUGCUCAACUUUUGGAUUCAGGAAACCUGGUUGUGAAAGAGGAGGGAGAUAGCAACCUGGAAAAUUCCUUGUGGCAGAGUUUCGAACAUCCAACUGAUACAAUAUUGGCUGACAUGAAGAUAGGAUGGAAUAGAAUAGCAGGCAUGAACUUGUACCUGACAUCAUGGAAGUCAGCUGAUGAUCCUUCCAGAGGUAAUUUUACAUGCAUGAUGGUUCCUUAUGGAUAUCCUGAGAUAGUACUAACGGAAGGCUCGAAAGUGAAGUGCAGGUCUGGAGCAUGGAACGGUAUACUGUUAAGUGGUUUAACUCAAUUAAAAUCAACUUCCAAGUUCACAAUUGAAUUUCUUUUUAAUGAAAAAGAGAUGUUUUUGACAUAUCAUUUUCAUAGUAGCUCAAUUCUUUCAAGGGCCGUGGUCAGUCCAAAUGGAGAUUUCCAGGAAUUCGUGUUGAAUGAGAAAACACAAAGUUGGUUCCUGUACGAUACUGGAACUACAGAUAAUUGUGAUCGUUAUGCACUAUGUGGUACAAAUGGAAUAUGUAGUAUUGACAGUUCUCCAGUACUGUGUGAUUGCUUGGAUGGAUUUGUACCUAAAACUCCAAGAGAUUGGAACGUGGCCGAUUGGUCAAACGGUUGUGUUAGAAGGACUCCACUAAAUUGUUCUGGAGAUGGCUUUCAGAAGCUCUCUGGACUGAAGUUGCCAGAGACAAAAACGUCAUGGUUUAACACGAGUAUGAAUCUUGAGGAGUGCAAAAAAAAGUGUAUAAAGAACUGUAGCUGUACAGCAUAUUCAAAUUUGGACAUCAGGAAUGGAGGAAGUGGGUGCUUGCUCUGGUUUGGCGACCUGAUUGACAUAAGAGUUAUUGCUGUAAAUGAGCAAGAUGUUUAUAUACGGAUGGCUGAGUCAGAACUAGAUAAUGGAGAUGGCGCAAAGAUAAAUACAAAAUCCAAUGCGAAGAAAAGGAUCAUAAUAAGCACUGCAUUGUUUACUGGAAUUCUGUUCCUUGGCCUAGCCCUGGUCUUGUAUAUUUGGAAGCAGCAACAGAAAAAUAGACAAUCAAAUAACAUGCGCAAGAAGGAAGACCUGGAACUACCAUUUUUUGAUUUUGGUACCUUGGCAUGUGCAACAAAUAAUUUUUCCACUGACAACAAACUUGGAGAAGGCGGUUUCGGACCAGUUUACAAGGGAACAUUAGCAGAUGGACGAGAAAUAGCUGUCAAGAGGCUUUCUAGGAAUUCGAGACAAGGACUUGAUGAGCUCAAAAAUGAGGCAAAUUACAUUGUGAAACUUCAGCACCGGAAUCUAGUGAAGCUUCUAGGAUGCUGCAUUGAAGGAGAUGAAAAGAUGUUGAUCUAUGAGUUCUUGCCCAACAAAAGCUUGGACGUUUUAAUUUUCGAAAAAACACACAGCUUGCAACUAGACUGGCCCAAGCGCUACAAAAUUAUCAAUGGGAUUGCUCGUGGAAUCCUUUAUCUUCACCAGGACUCAAGACUAAGAGUAAUUCACAGAGAUCUGAAAGCCAGCAAUAUUUUGUUGGACUAUGAACUGAGCCCAAAAAUUUCAGACUUUGGCCUGGCUAGAAGUUUUGGAGGGAAUGAAACCGAAGCCAAUACUAAUAAAGUGGCUGGUACAUUCGGCUACAUAUCUCCUGAGUACGCAAAUUAUGGACUCUACUCACUAAAUUCGGACGUCUUCAGUUUUGGUGUAUUGGUGCUAGAGAUAGUAAGUGGGAAAAGAAACAGAGGAUUCUGUCAUCCAGACCACCACCUCAACCUUCUUGGGCAUGCUUGGAAACUUUUCAAAGAAAACAGGUCUGUGGAACUGGCUGCAGAAUCCUUUGUUAUAACAUGCAAUUUAUCGGAAGUGUUACGUUCAAUUCACGUGGGUUUAUUAUGUGUGCAAGAAGAUCCAGAAGACAGGCCAAACAUGUCGAAUGUAGUUUUGAUGUUGGGUAAUGAAGAUGAAUUGCCCCAUCCUAGACAACCAGGUUUUUUCUUUGAAAGGGAUCUGAUUGAAGCAGCUUAUUCUUCCAGCCCGAGCAAACCAUGUUCAGCUAAUGAAUGCUCGAUUUCAGAGUUAGAACAAAGAUAGAUUGCUUGUCGUUCUGAUAUAUUGUUUCUAAGUAUUUUAUGCUUACUGUACUAGGGACAUAUGGAUUAGUCAUCUCACAAAGAAAAAAUGUGUUUUGAUUACUUGGUCGACAGUCACCAUGUAUCGACGUUAUGUAAGGCAGGUGUUUGUGUCAACAUUCUCAUGGAUAGAUCUUCUGAAACAUUUUGAACGUAAAAAACCAUUCAGGAUUA
Messenger RNA from Populus trichocarpa (black cottonwood), 2660 nucleotides. RefSeq names its product G-type lectin S-receptor-like serine/threonine-protein kinase At4g27290. Lineage: Eukaryota; Viridiplantae; Streptophyta; Magnoliopsida; Malpighiales; Salicaceae. Gene Ontology annotation, biological process: recognition of pollen; protein phosphorylation. The transcript is spliced from 7 exons. The record is from RefSeq and is a predicted model, not a curated record. Bases 1 to 2448 code for a protein of 815 amino acids. Gene Ontology annotation, molecular function: ATP binding; protein serine/threonine kinase activity.